AUGCUCGACGAUAGGUUAUAUCUUAGAAUUAUGAACGUCUUCACCGUUUUUCAAACUCUCACCAUCAUAAUAACAUUCUACUUUUUCCUCCGACGAGGAGAAUCUGUCAUGUCGAAGACCUUAAAUCGCAUUCUCUUCAUUCAUUUAAUACUUUGUUCGUUUUCGGGACUUUGGAUGGUGAUGGUUUCUCGACCACUUCCAAUCCUUCCAUGUUUGGCGUUUUACUCUGCCGGACCUCUAACUUAUAACUUCAAUAUCUCCAGUAUAGAAGUCAUUUCAUUCCUAUUGGUUAGUAUAGCAGCAGAGUCAGCAGUCGUGGUCUGUCUUCUGCUGUGGCAAUGCCUAGCUGUUCUGGUCCAGAUUUCCUCUCGGAGGAAGUAUUAUUUGAGGCUUAUUUUUUUUGUCCACACUUUUAUGCUUAUAUUCGUAACUGCUGCUAUAUUCCCCAUGUUCAAAUUCUUCCCAUACCCUGUACAACCGUGUCUCAAGGCUGCUGGAAUCACUCGUCCAGAUAAAGCCCAAUUGGGAGCUUUCGUGGUGGAUGUGAAAGACGUAAGAACACAAAUCGUUCUCUUCACUUACGUAGAAGGUUUAUUAUACUUCGGUGGGUGCAGUAUCGGCUCCUGCAUAAUGUUAAUUCGUAAACUUAAUGAGAAGCGUGAAGUUGUCAGCCAAGCGAAUACUUCAAAUCAGAAAGCCAUAACAGUAACAGUCCUAGGACUAGCUUCAGUGCAGACUGUCUUCGCGUUGGUACCGGUAGCCAUCUUCCUUAUAGAGUACCUAUGCGAGCUGUAUGACGAAAUUGCUAUCAAGAUGUCCAUACUGUUGUUCGCUUUCGGUCAGAUAGUAGAACCGUUAGCUCUGCUUUUCACUCUGAAGACCUUUAGGAGAACGUUAUCUAAGUGGUUCCGAUUAAGAAAGAAGGUAUCUGCUACACGUUCGGUUAAUACAGCAACCAUCAUUUCGAUGAUCAAAGUAAGAUAG
Auanema sp. JU1783 is the source of this 984-nucleotide messenger RNA. The record is from the annotation of a GenBank genome assembly. Lineage: Eukaryota; Metazoa; Nematoda; Chromadorea; Rhabditida; Rhabditidae.